Molecule: messenger RNA, 732 nt
Organism: Penicillium crustosum
Lineage: Eukaryota; Fungi; Ascomycota; Eurotiomycetes; Eurotiales; Aspergillaceae
Product: DUF2458 domain-containing protein
Exons: 3
Coding region: 1-732 (243 amino acids)
Source: RefSeq, a predicted model, not a curated record
AUGGGAGACGGCUUUUACAAUGCCUCGGACCUGAACUCAGUCCUCAGCACCUUGUCUAGUCUAGCUUCUCAGAGCCAAGGCAGCUCUAACCAGCAUGCACCCACACCUAUUCAUCCGCCAAAAAUCAUAUCGUCCAAAUCCAAGCCUUCGGAAGAUCCACGACCGCAGCCAAGGAUAACCAGACCAUCCACUUCUACUUCUGCAUCUGACUCGUCAACUAUUACAACUUGGCCUGCGGCGCUAAAACAUGUGAUGCGCACUGUGGGUCAAAACGAAGAAACCCAAGCUCGCAUUCGCGGUGUGAUCCGAAGUCAACAUCGUCAUGAGCAACAAUGGUUCCAAGCCCGUGAGGCACUAUUGAAGCAGCAGCAGGGUCGUCCUGAGAAACAGAGGGAGCUAGAUGCAGUCCUGAGGUCGAUUGGUGCCCCCGUAAAAGAGGACGAUGGCUCGACCGAAAAGGAGUUCGCUGCAGAGAUUGCAACCUACGAUGCAAAGGUGCACAAGGCAGCCGUGCAGAUGGGAGAUGCUAUCAUUGCCGAAUUGCGCGGUCUGGGUAUUCCAUUCUUUACGCUUCGGAAGGAGUUGAUUGAAGAUAACCCAUCAAAAAUAGAAGGCUCACAGCCUCGGAACCAGACCGAGUCCACUGGAACCAGCGCAUCGCCAAUUGCCAAAUCCGAGCUUGUGAAUUUGCAGCAACGCAUGUUGGAAUUGCUGGAGGAUCUGUGUAAAUAG